AUGUCGCAGAUGAAGCGAAGUCGCAUCGAUCUGACCAGACGGUACGUUUUCCUAUGUCCUACAGCUCUUAGCAAGCACUUCCAGGCGCUGCCGCUGGCGGCCAAGGAGUCGUCACUACUCGUUUUUCGAUGUGCGCGGAGUUUCGUCUUCAAGGAUCCGCCUUCCGUCCGCCGAACUCGGCUACAGGAUGGCAAGAAGGGCAAGCCGAGUUCUGCGCCGAAGUCUGGCUUGUCCGCGCUGUAUCGAUCUGAGUUCUCCGACGACUUCUUGCAGUUCGUCCUGGCCAAGGAAAAGGAAGGCUGCGUCUUCUGGUACAAGCCAGACCAGGAUCUCGAGAAGAUGUCGAGCUUCUUUGAGCAGAAAGUCGAUCCGCUGGACGAGCAGCCCUAUAGGCCCCUGCUCUUAGAUGCCAUGUGGUGGCGCGUUCGCUUUGAUCGGACCAGCGCAAGGUAUGUGGGCAACCCUCGGGGCAUUCUCGGAGCCAUCGCAGCCUUCCAUCACGGCCUUGGUCGGGAGAGAGAUUUAGACCUGCCAUCGUUGCAGGAGACUGCGCA
Messenger RNA from Symbiodinium necroappetens, 554 nucleotides. Lineage: Eukaryota; Dinophyceae; Suessiales; Symbiodiniaceae. The record is from the annotation of a GenBank genome assembly.